AAUUUGGUGGUCUGACUUUUUCGUCAUCAUCCGUUUUAUUUAUUGCUAACCUAUAAGGCAAUCCCCAUAAUUCUUCUUGGACCUCUUAUUCAAUGACACAUCGCACCGAUAAUGGCUGAAACGGAAGAUUCGAGUCACGUGUCGAAGGCUGUAAAAGCGGAAGAGGCAAUAAUCAAAGCCGAAGGUCUAGGUAAAGAAUGGUUUGCUAUCACAGCUUUUCCCCUCUUUGCCGGAACUUUCGGUCCUAUCGCAACAGCAUUGAAUGUGUGUGCUUUGGUACAGGCAUGGAGGUGCGAGAAUCCAUAUGCGACAGACCAGAAGGAUGUCCAUGAUCCAGCAUGGCUUACGGGCAUCAACGCCAUUUCCCUUGCUUUUGGAGUCAUAGCCAACCUCGCCAUCAUGUUCGUGGGCGGAAAGAAAGGCUCACAUGCUGCAAGGCACAGCUUCUAUCUUGUCCUCGUUACCAUCGUCGGAGGUAGCCUGGCUUCGAUCAUCCUCGUUGUCUUGGUCAUUGUUGCUUCAAUGACCUUGCAGCUUCCUUCACCUCCCAAUCAUGCUUUUACGGAAGCAUACUACUACGCGAUCAUGGCCGCCGCUCUGUACUUCAUCACUUCAGUGUUUAUAGUCUACACAGCAUACAUGCUUUGGGAGACUCUCAAGACUCGUAAAGGAAGACGAGAGCUCUCGAAGCAAUUCGCUGGCCAGCAUCGAAGUCUAAAGAUACUAACCAUUCUCUUCCUCGUGUAUCUUUUACUCGGAGCUAGAGCGUUCGCCAAGAUUGAAGGAUGGAGGUACUUGGAUGCAGUAUUCUGGGCAGAUGUUACCAUUUUGACAGUCGGAUUCGGAGAUUUCAAGCCCACCACUCAUCUUGGAAAAUCUCUACUCAUCCCCUUUGCUCUCUGCGGCAUUUUCAUACUCUUCUUGGUCGUAUACUGCAUAACUCAGGUGGUGUUUGAGCCUGGGAAAUCUAUGUGGGAAAUUCAUAUCAGGGACCAAGCGCGUCUGAAAAGGAUCCGCGAGCGAGAAGGACGCAAACCCAAUAAACAUUCCCUGUUUGGAUCUCGAUUUCAGGACAGCAGCUCUAGCGAAACGAACAACGGUGUUGCUGGGAGUACCUCUCUGCAUACUGGAACAGUGCUCGAUCAUAAAAAGCAACAACUUCUAGCAGAAAGAGCAGCGCGAGAACAAGAUUUUCUUACAAUGCGCUCAAUACUCAUGCAAGCCAAACGCAGACGCAUCUUCUUCUCCAUGUACCUAUGGUUAGGGUUUGCAGUAUUCCUCUGGUUUUUCGGUGCUGCUCUCUUCUAUUUCUGCGAACGAGAUCAAGAUUGGAGCUACUUCACUUCGAUAUACUUUACUUUUAUAUCACUGAUGACGAUUGGAUAUGGAGACGAUACCUUACAUAGCAUGCCAGGGAAAGCCGUUUUCGUACUUUGGAGUCUCAUUGUUGUUCCGACACUUACGAUGCUCAUCUCCACUGGAACUGAAGCUAUUGGAGUUCCAUACUUGCUUAACAUGCAAGAGUGGUUCAAGAGACGAGUAUUGAAGAGAGAAAGAACAGCGGGAGGACAUAUGAAGAAGAUGACAAGUCACAUCUUCAAAUCCCCACUAUCUAAAGACGCUCUCGGCCGUGUCACCCAUAACAAUCACGAUAAAAACCACCUCCGGAUGCGUGCCAUAAAAUCAAUAACUCGAGACCACCUCCAGCACCAAACCUCGAACUCGCAACCAGAUUACAGUUUCGAAGAUUGGGAAUACAUGUUCUAUCUCAUGGAUAUUUUGGAGCCUCUUUCAGACGACGAGCCGGAAGCCACGAGUGUGAAAGAGAAGAACGAACGACCGAUGUAUGGACAGAAAGGAGAACGAAGUAAGGAAAGAAAGACAGGAAUGGAAGAAUGGCAAGAUGGUGCUCAGAUUCCCGAUUGGCUACAUGGUAUGAAUCCUUUGAAUGUCCCAGAACCAGUCACAGAAUGGAUGCUCGAGGCACUUAUGGAGAAGCUUGAAAGCGAGUUGGCUGAGUUAAGGAGGAGGGAAGGGAACACGAAUGUCUCUGAAUGAUAGUUGGUUCUGUUUGAUUUUGUCAUGAUACCACUGCAGCGAAUGCAAUAAUAGGAGUUUUGGAUGAGGCACCUAAUGUAAGAAUAAGAGAAAGAACCUGAUUGAUUGGGCUUGUACCACUAUUAUGAAUGAAAAAUGUGUGACGG
Mollisia scopiformis is the source of this 2204-nucleotide messenger RNA. RefSeq names its product voltage-gated potassium channel. Lineage: Eukaryota; Fungi; Ascomycota; Leotiomycetes; Helotiales; Mollisiaceae. The record is from RefSeq and is a predicted model, not a curated record. Gene Ontology annotation, molecular function: potassium ion leak channel activity. Gene Ontology annotation, biological process: potassium ion transmembrane transport; stabilization of membrane potential. The transcript has 5 exons. Gene Ontology annotation, cellular component: membrane. The coding region runs from base 112 to 2058 and encodes 648 amino acids.